Molecule: messenger RNA, 2351 nt
Organism: Carcharodon carcharias (great white shark)
Lineage: Eukaryota; Metazoa; Chordata; Chondrichthyes; Lamniformes; Lamnidae
Gene: cryzl1
Product: crystallin, zeta (quinone reductase)-like 1
Exons: 14
Coding region: 244-1311 (355 amino acids)
Molecular function (GO): oxidoreductase activity
Source: RefSeq, a predicted model, not a curated record
UGUUGCUGUCAAGUUAGGUUGACUCAGUGACCAUGGCGACGCUCUGGCUGCACUUGGUGUUCAGGUUAUAAAUGAAGGGAGGCAUUUAACUUCGCUUCCUACCGCUGCCCCAUCUGCGUUAUAAAAGCAUAUCAUUUUUGUCACAUCGAGCAAUUAAUAACGUUGUACUCACUUUAAAGCAUUUAUUUUAGAGAUUAAAGAGAGUGGAUGGAGUAGGAGUGUUAGCCACGGUAGUAGCUCAAAAUGAAGGGACUAUAUUGCCAGUUGACUGAAGCUAAUGAAGACAUGAAGUUUGUGUUUCAGGACAAGGAAUUUGUUUCUAGUGUAGGCGAUCAUUAUGUCAAAAUACAGGUUAAAGUUUGUGCUUUCAGUCCCGUGAAUACAAAGCUGCUGAUGGAACUAAAAUUGCAGGAAGAUUUUUUACCCAUUGGAAGAGAAGUUGCUGGGGUAGUUCUUGAGGUUGGACCAAAAGUGAGCUUCUUUAAGCCGAAUGAUGAAGUCGUAGGUAUCCUGCCUUUGGAUUGUAAAGAAUCUGGGCUCUCCAAUACUCUGCUGGUUCAUGAGCACAGCCUUGUAACUAAACCUGAAAAUGUGAGCUGGGUGAAUGCUGCAGGAACUAUUCGUGAUGGAUUGCGUGCAUAUAUGGCCCUGCACACACACUCUCACGUCAGUGCUGGAACAACUGUGCUAGUAAUGGAAGGAGCAAGUCCAUUUGGGACCAUUGUUGUUCAAUUGGCUCAAAAUCGCGGAGCAAAAGUAAUUUCUACUGUAGACAACCUUGAGGACAAAAUAUACUUGGAAGGGUUGAGACCAACAGUUGGCAUCAGACAACCUUUGGUAGCCAGGGUUAUCAACUUGUCUGAUGGGAAGGUUGACCUUGUGGACAGUUGUUUAGAAGAAACAGGUGGCCUGGGUGUGAAUAUUGUGGUGGACUGUGGAGUGCAGCUCUACAGCAAGGAAGAUGAGCCAGCUGUCAAACGGCAUCUCCCACAUAAACAUGACAUCCUCAGUCUUCUGGCUGUUGCAGGUCACUGGGUAACAACAGAGGAGAAUCUGCAGCUUGACCCACCAGAUAGUCAAUUUCUAUUUCAUAAAGGAGCAACCAUUUCAUUCCUGAAUGAGGAAGUGUGGCAACUAUCAAACAUGCAACAAGGGAAGUACCUGCAUAUUUUGAAGGAUGUAAUGGAGAAGCUGUCCACUGGAACCUUUCGGCCUCAGUUGGAUGAACCCAUUCCAAUAUAUGAAGCCACAGUUGCUAUGGAGAUGGUUCAGAAGAAACAAGUCAAGAAAAAGCAAGUGGUUCGACUCUGAGACAGUGUCGUUAUAACUGAUUUCUGUGAACAGCUAAAAGAGUGGCGCUGUCUCCAGAAGUGUCUAUUAUUCUGGUCAAAUUGACAGCUUCAAUUCCACUUCAGUAAUUUAACAUUAUAACCACCUGUUUCCUUACAAUGUUGUGGUACCUCUUAUAUUACUGAAAAGCUUAAUUUUGAGUUAUUUUAAAACCCUCUCAAAUCAUAUGAAAAGACUUAUCCUCAUAAUUUUACAUCUCUGAUGGCUUACACUGUCUCUUAUCAGUUUGCUGCAAUACCUCUUCAACAGCAGAGUAGUUGAUGGAAACUAUGUAUUCAGAGUCACAAUUGCUACCCCACAUCCCGCCAACCAAGUGUCAGCAUUUUGUAAUGUAUAAACUGUUAGAAAGCAUCCACUUUUCUUAUAGGAUGUAAAUGAUUAACUACCUGAUGAAGAUAAGCACAUGGAUAAAUGGCUUAAUUUAUUUGAUGAGUGUCUCUAGAGACAGAUCUUGCAAAUGUUGGCAGAAACUAAUUAGACAGAAUUACAAGAACGUAAGAUUGUAGCAGCAUAGCUGCUGUCUACAAGGUCAGCUCGGUAACGCAGUGGUGUUAAGGUAAAAGCCUGAAUCAGCUGCAAUGAAUUUAAUGAUGAGCUCUAUGGUUGUGAAGUGACACCGCAACACCACCUCCUAAUUUAUGCUCCCCUAACUAAGGUUACCCUGGAAACAGACUAAUUUCUUACCUUGGAUAAUUUAAAACUAUUUCAAACCGCACUAUACAGCAUUUCUCCCUGCUUUAGAGCAAAAUGAAAAGAAGUUACUUUUGUUUGGCUCUUUACCAGCUGGUUCGUCUAAAAUAAACUUUUUCUUUCAGGACUGGUUAUUGUGAAUUGUUUAUAAUCCCCUGCGCUAGCUUUGUCAAGUAUGUUGUCACAGGCCUGUACCUUUGUCAUCCCAAUGCAAUCAUUGUCUGUUCUGGGCUAACGCAAUUCGAUCAGGCCAGUAGCCUCUGACAAUUAUAGAAAGCAGUUGAAUAUGCAAUAAAUAAAAGUUUUAGAAA